Haliotis rubra (blacklip abalone) is the source of this 634-nucleotide messenger RNA. RefSeq names its product cubilin-like. Bases 95 to 634 code for a protein of 179 amino acids. The transcript is spliced from 5 exons. Lineage: Eukaryota; Metazoa; Mollusca; Gastropoda; Lepetellida; Haliotidae. The record is from RefSeq and is a predicted model, not a curated record.
GCAAGACCCCAACACAGCCCAUGUAUGUAUGGUGACUUGAAAGGGUAGGUGUACGUACUCGGUUAUAUCACAGGCGACUCGACUCGCCUCCAGCAUGCAUUUCCAGAAGGUGGCAUGGUACCUGGUUUUCGUGUGCACUUACGUGAUGCCUGCAGCGGAGAGCUGUGUGGGUCAUGUGGAGUUGGCAGCCACGGUCCAGCAGGCCAGCGUUUUCUCCACCAACUACCCCAGCAGCUAUGGCAAUGGAGCAUCCUGCAGCUGGAGACUGUAUCCCACGACGACAGGUUCCCGCGUAUACGUCGAGGUAGUCGACGUGGACCUGGACGACACACACGGCAUCUGCAGUGACAACCUCACCAUGUACGACGGGACUGACACUGGGGGGAGGCUGUUGGAACGACUCUGUGGAAGAUCUGCCCCUACCCUGGUGAAGUCAGAGCCCGGGGGGUCCAUCUACAUGUCCUUCACUACUGACAGUGCGAGGGUGGGCCGGGGAUUCGCUCUCAGAUACUGGGAGGUGAAUGAAGGAGAUCGUGGUGUGAACUACCCCAAGUGUAUACCCGGCACGGUGCAGAGGGUGGAGAUCGGUGCCACACCCGUACGGCUGGAUCUACCCGACUACAGUGCAGGGUGA